AUGUCCGGUGUCAUCAAAAACGCUAUACGUUUCCUGCGCGAGCAGUUUACCGAUAUCCCUGUUCCGACAGGCAGCCUGAAGGGUAAGACGAUCGUCGUCGUCGGCGCGAAUGUCGGGCUGGGCUUCGAGGCUGCCAAACGUCUUGCGCAGCUCGAACCAGAUAGACUCGUCGUGACCAGCAGAGAUGCGACAAAGGGGGAGGAGGCAAAGAAGUUGAUAGGAGAUGGCGCUAACAGCGGCGAGCUGUCUCUGUCGCUCGUCGACUUCUCAUCGUUCGACUCUGUUCGGGCAUUUGCUGAUGAAAUUGCGGACGGUGGUAACGCGAAGCUCGACAGUCUGCUCAUUAAUGCUGGGGUAGCGACUAGUAUCUAUGCUCCUACUUCAGACGGAUGGGAGAAAACUCUGCAGGUCAACUAUCUGUCCAAUGCGCUCUUGAGCAUUCUGCUACUCCCUACUCUGAUCAAGUCGGCUACGGCCGAUGCAGCAUCACGCCUUCUCAUCGUCUCCAGUGACGCCCACUACCUCGCCACUCUGGAUGACGUGAAGAAGUCACCGAAUAUCGUCAAAGAACUGAGUGACCCAAAGUAUUGCACGCAGAAGAACAUGGACAAGCUGUAUUACACUUCCAAACUCCUCGGCGUGAUGUUCGUGGAAUCCUUGGCGGCGCGUCUGCCACGACCGACCCCGGUCGCCGUUCUCGCCGUUAACCCAGGCUUCUGCCACUCGAAGCUCACACGCGAAGCCGACGAGCGACCCCUGAAGAAAUAUGUGAUUAGGAGCUUUAAGGCCAUCUUCGCGCGCACGACCGAGGUCGGCAGCCGCACACUGGUACAUUCCGUGAUCGACCCGGACGAGCGCGCGUUCCACGGGCACUUCGUCAGUACGUGUAAGGUUGUGGAAGAAAGCGACUAUUUGCGGACGGAGGAGGGCAAGGCUCUUGCAGGAAGAGUCUGGACUGAGACUUUGGAAAUACUCGAAGGAGUCGAUCCUAGGGUGAAGCAGAUUGUCUCUGAGUACCUAUCGUCUCCGGCGGGACAGUCGACUUAG
Messenger RNA from Sparassis crispa, 1047 nucleotides. RefSeq names its product Short-chain dehydrogenase/reductase tropG. The transcript is spliced from 6 exons. Bases 1 to 1047 code for a protein of 348 amino acids. The record is from RefSeq and is a predicted model, not a curated record. NCBI's taxonomy places the organism in Eukaryota, Fungi, Basidiomycota, Agaricomycetes, Polyporales, Sparassidaceae.